Molecule: messenger RNA, 491 nt
Organism: Atta colombica
Lineage: Eukaryota; Metazoa; Arthropoda; Insecta; Hymenoptera; Formicidae
Product: MICOS complex subunit MIC13-like
Exons: 3
Coding region: 90-491 (133 amino acids)
Biological process (GO): cristae formation
Cellular component (GO): MICOS complex; mitochondrial crista junction
Source: RefSeq, a predicted model, not a curated record
CAGUUCUUCUUGAUUGCAUUUUUGCUGGGCGAUUGUGAUCAACAUUUCGAAUUGAAUUUACUCUUGUCAAAAUAAUUUCUGAAUAAAUAAUGGGCAUCGUGCGGUUAGUACAUUCACUCAGGAAUAGAAAGGACAUGCUGUCACGGUUCGUCAUCAAGUCCACCCUUGUAGGCGGUGUCGUUUAUUAUAGUGUUCAUCAAGGUCUGUGGUCCAAAUCUGAGGACAGCGUGCAGUUAUAUGGGAGGAUCUAUAAUAAUAUCGCACCUUACGUUAAGGACAAUAUCCCUAAGGAAGUCAUCAAUGAACUACCACCGUUGCCAAGUACCAGUGACCUCUCCAAUUCUCUCAAAUCGUCAUGGAAUAAGGGAGUCAUAGCAAGCAUGAAAUUUCUAUCUGAGACUCCAACUCAUGUGACUACCGGUGUACAGAAGAUUUCAGAAAUUAUACGGGGUUAUAUAGAACAACAAAGCGUAUCUGAGAAAAGUCAAUAG